Branchiostoma floridae (Florida lancelet) is the source of this 5777-nucleotide messenger RNA. RefSeq lists its product as uncharacterized. NCBI's taxonomy places the organism in Eukaryota, Metazoa, Chordata, Leptocardii, Amphioxiformes, Branchiostomatidae. Gene Ontology annotation, cellular component: membrane. The transcript is spliced from 25 exons. The coding region runs from base 289 to 4209 and encodes 1306 amino acids. Gene Ontology annotation, biological process: negative regulation of canonical Wnt signaling pathway; non-canonical Wnt signaling pathway; canonical Wnt signaling pathway. Gene Ontology annotation, molecular function: Wnt-protein binding. The record is from RefSeq and is a predicted model, not a curated record.
UAACAGCAUUACUUCAGAAAAGCCGCACACCGUGAGAAACGGUUGCGCCCACCGCACAUUUCAUAUUCUCUGAAGAAUAUACUGUCGUCCUGAGAGUGUGUGACACACAGCAUCUCUCUUGUCAGCCAGACAUUACAGGCCAACUUGUGAGAAGGAUUUCAGCCACUUUUGAGAACACAAGGGGCGAUCCUAAGCUUGCCCUGUGGCUGGUGAUUGAUUUGAGUUCGGAUAUUGCCUGUCAUCUCGGCUGAUGAACAAUUCAUCCAGUCCUGACGUCCAGAUAUCAGGAUGAGGCUGUCUGUUAUAACUGCGGUCAUCACUGCCGCCGUAGUUUUAGCAGACGUAAAGUCCUGUUCUGCUCAAGGUACAACAACAACAGAGCCAUGUACAAGAUUCCCAUGCUUCAGCGGCGAGUGCAUUUCCCUCGUCAAGUCCUGUAACGGAGUUCCGGACUGUAGUGAUGGCAGCGACGAGCACCCGGCAUUUUGUAUGAAUGAUGAACCCCACGGUGUAUGCCGACCUAUCACUCCUUCAGCAGAGUACAUUUGCACCCAUCUCUUGCCAUAUGGAAACACAUCGUUACCGAACUACCUAAACCACACCACAGAGACAUCGUCUUUCCAAGCUGCAUUUGCCCUGAACCAAGCAUCAGGAUGUCAUCCUUCAUUUACAUUCCUCAUGUGCACGACAGUGUUUCCAAAGUGCGAGGAUGACCUUCUAGUCCCGCCAUGCCGAGAACUGUGUGAUGAAGUCAGGACCAGUUGUGAAGCCUCACUGCAAGCUGUGGGAGAAGAAUGGCCAAGAGACUGCUCAGAUCUGCCGAGUAGAGAUGACGAGGAAUGUCUUGAGCCAACAACGUCUGGUACAUGUGAACCAUUUCCACAAGCAUUUCAGGACUUAUGCAAAUCCGUCACCGGAUACAACGCUACAUCAUUCCCCAACUCCUUCGGACAUCUGUCGUUCCUGCAGAUGGUAACCUCUCAAGAGUACUUCCUCUUCGGGUCGGCUCUAGGCAAUAUUUCAACAAGCUGCUACCCGGGCGUCUAUACAGCGUUUUGUAGGAUGUUCAUGCCUCAGUGUGAGAAUGGUAUCCAGAUACAGUUUUGCAGGAGCGCCUGUGAAGAGAUCAACACAAGCUGCUCUCCGGUUGGACUAGGUUUACCAUUUUCAUGUGACGUAUUUCCCAGCCGGGAUGACGAUCCAACUUGCUUUUCGGUCUAUCAGCAACCAGAAUGUGAACCCAUUCGGUACAGCCGUUGCAUGGGUCUGUCGUACUCCCAAACAUCCUUCCCGAACCUCUACCUGUGGCCGAAUCAGGACUUUGCUCUUCAGACGGCCCCGUUUGUGUUCCCAACAUACGAUGCUAUCAGUGACUGUCAUCCGGACCUGAAUUUCUUCUUGUGUUCACUUUUAUUUCCCCAGUGUACACCUGAAGGGCAAAUACUCCCGUGCAGCUCCUUAUGUUAUGAGGUUAACGCUACAUGCGGAGAACGAGCUCUGGCCGCCGGCAUUGGAUGGGAUGCUUCGAUCUGCCCUCGUCUCAGUGACAACAACUGCUCUUUACCCAUCGCACCCUCAGAUUGCCAACCAAUACCGUUCGACCGUUGCCAAAACAUGUCCUACUCCGACACGUCCUUCCCGAACUGGCUCGGCUGGCAGGGACCAGAAGACGCCGUGGCAAAUGCGACAUUGAUAUUUGGAGCUCUGGACCAGAUUUCUGACUGCCACAAGGACCUGGGCAUCUUCCUGUGCUCAUUGUACUUUCCAUCGUGCACACUGGCAACUGGAGUACACUUUCCUUGUCGGUCUUUCUGUGAUGAGAUUAAUAACGCAUGCGCAGUGCCCGCCCUUUCCGCUGGCAUUCCGUGGGACACCUCUGGCUGCACCACGCUGCCGGCAAGUAGCUAUGGGGAGGACUGCAUCGCUCCUGAAGCGACGUGCGAUGACUGGCCGUACGAAUGUUACGGAUCUCCCGGAAGCUGUGUGGGUGCUUGGCAGUUCUGUGAUGGAGACAGCUUUUGUCCAUUCAAUGACGACGAGAGUAUCUGCAGCAGCUAUACGUGCAUGCCCAUGGAGCUUGAGUUCUGCCAGGAUGAAGUUCCCUACAACAGAACGACGUUUCCAAACUACCUUGGGCAGCAGAAUUUGACGAUGAUUGAGGAAUCCGACAUACAUGCAAAUGUGUCUCUUCUAGCCGACACGGCGUGCCACGAAUACGUGAAAUUCCUCUACUGCCAUAUGGCGGUUCCUGAGUGCGUCAGUGAUGGUGAACGAGGCCGACCCCUAUGCCGUACUCUGUGUGAAGAGGUCAGACAAACCUGCUCCACGGAGAUACAGGAGAUUGGGUUCGAGUUUACAAAGAGCACCUGUGACGGCAUCUUUCCGGAUUCUGUUCAGAAGGAUACAUGCAAGCUGAUAAAAGAAUUUGACUGCUCAUUCGAUGUGGACUCGUGUGGGUGGCUGGCCGGCAACUACAGUCAGGUUGAGAUGCUGCAGCCUAGAAACAACUCUAAAUUUGGCAUGUAUCUAUCUUUGGAUGGAGUCUCGUCCAAACCAACAAGCCCGACCAUGUACACGGACAACAAGUGCCUAAAGUUGGACUAUUGGCUGAGAGGUGACGGCAGUAAGUUAACCGUGUACGUGUCUGGACCGGGAAAUAGUAUCUUCUUCACGUGGCGACAAUCUGAUGAUGAUGAUGAUGAAGAUGGAAUGGGGUGGUCAUCACUCAGUCUGAACAUCAACAAAGGAUGGCCUUGGUUCAAGGUGUCUUUGGACGCGUACGUGUUCGAUGGCGGGGAAGUGGGGGUUGAUGAUGUCACCCUGUCGGACGGCUCGUGUGAAGGACAAGUUUCUCCAGGAUGUGAGGAAAUAGAGUUUGUGCGUUGCUUGGCUAUGCCCUACAACUUCACCACCUACCCGAAUCUGCUCGGCUGGGACAAAGAUCUCGCCCUUUCCAUCGCCCCCGAAACCUUCCAGGCGUUUGACCAGAUCGCAGACUGCCAUCCUGACUUAGAGUUUUACCUCUGCUCGGUGAUCUUCCCCCAGUGUACGCCAACAGGAACCAGGCUUCCAUGCCGCUCGUUCUGUGAGAACGUGACCGCUGCUUGCGCAGCCAGAGCAAAUGCCAUCGGCCUCAGAUGGGAUCCAAAUGGCUGUCUCGGUUUUCCCAUAGCCGAUGGACUGGACUGUGUUGCUCCGAUCGCGAAAGCAGGUUGUGAAGCCAUCCAGUACAGCGGUUGCAUGGGCCUGUCGUACUCCCAAACAUCCUUCCCGAACCUCGUCCUGUGGCCGAGUCAGGACUUUGCUCUUCAGACGGCCCCGUUUGUGUUCCCAACAUACGAUCCUAUCAGUGACUGUCAUCCGGACCUGAAUGUCUUCUUGUGUUCUAUUUUGUUUCCCCAGUGCACGUCUGAAGGACAAAUACUACCAUGUCGCUCAUUUUGUUACGAGAUAAAUGAGACAUGUGGGGAACGAGCUCUGGCCCUGGGUCUGGAUUGGCAGGACUCCAUUUGUCCAACUCUAACUGAGGAAGAGUGCCUUCUGCCGGAUGUGUCAAAAACUACAACUCCGGCAGACACAACCAGUGGAACUACAACUCCAGCAGACACAACCAGUGGAACUACAACUCCAGCAGACACAACCAGCGGAACUACAACUCCAGCAGACACAACCAGCGGAACUACAACUCCAGCAGACACAACCAGCGGAACUACAACUCCAGCAGACACAACCAGCGGAACUACAACUCCAGCAGACACAACCAACCUUCGUCCUUCAACACCGACACCUACCCCUCGCACAGAGUGCCCCUAUGGAUACAGGCGACACAGGGGUGGCUGCUACCGCUUCUGGGGCGGGAAAAACGCUAAGAGCUACAGUGAUGCCAGGAGGGUCUGUCAGGAGAACGGAGGGGACAUCUACAUGUGGAGGAGCGCUGCUGCUGUCGCUAGACUCAAGAGGAAACUGAUCCGCAAUCGCGCCCCAAGUCUGUGGGUAGGCCUGAGUGAUGAGGACCUGGAGGAAACCUUCCUGUGGGCUGACGGCCCAGCUUUGGACGGGAACGACUUCACCGACUGGUCUCCCAACCAACCGCGCAACACGGCUGAGAAGGACUGCGUCGUCGCACGGAGGGUCCACCGGUACCGCUGGAAGGUCGUGCCCUGCAGCUACAGGAGGGCCUUCAUCUGUCAAUCACCAGGGGCUCCGUGAGACAGGCGUAUGAUUGCCAUUCUCUCUUUUUGUAGGUCAACCUUUUCUUGAAGCAAUGUCUUUACCUAAUGAAUAAAAUACUGUAUUGAAUUUUGGAAUCAAAUCGGGUUGAGAUUCAGAACAAUUGGUUGUAUUUCUUUUCUGAUUGGAAAGCCUUUGAAUAUAUGUAGAGCCUGUAGGAACCCAGACCCUGUGAUAAAUAAAAUGUAGGUCAGUAAGACAGUAGUAUAGCCACACAUAGUAGUUCAGUUCACUGUCUGAUUUGUUGUGUUUUGGUGGCUAGGCAUCAAAGUGUGUAUACAACAUCACUAUACAUAGCAAAGAAAUAAAUCUGAUAGAGCGAACUAUAGUGUAUAUGCUAAACAGUUAAAUAGCGUAGUUUUGGGGCUCUUUCGGUGCUGUACCUAGGUACAACCUCUCAUUAAAUUGAAUUAUGUCUUUUGAAAUUUUCUUUAUUUCAAUACGCUGUAACAUGUUACUCAUACAUAUAUGGUGAUAAUAGCUAAUCUUCAAGCAGAUGUAUGAUCCAGCUCAGUCUUCUUUAUUUCCUUCUUCUUCUCCUCCUCCCCCUUUUCUUUUUCUCUCUACCUCCUCCUCUUCAAGAGAAAUAUGUAGGUCUAUCUACAUCUGCUUGGAGAAUGAUAAUAGGUAUCUGGUCUCUUCUGUCCUUUCCAAUACUCAGAUAUUACUCCAAUAUCGACGAUAGUUAUCCUGACAAGGUGCUUUAACGAGUAUGCUUGUUCGAAUUAGUGCUGACCUUUAUCAUGCAGUCUUUUUGGUGUCAGAUCAUAAGUAUCAUACACAUGUAGAGAGGAUUAUAGAUUGAGCAUAAAUGUUAAACUUAUGUAGUUAUUGCAUAGAGUUUGCUUAUUUCAUCGAAAUGUGUAAGAUUGAAUAUAUCAUGUAUGAGACAUUAUCAUAAAAGGUGAAUUUAUCGCAUGACUUGUCGGCAUAUUUGUUUAUCAAGAUGUAAGAUUAGGAGCAUAAUAUAUAGACAGGAAGUAAACUUAGUUACAUACUAACUUAGCACAAACUACAUGUAGGUAUGUUUGAUCAUGUUGCGGUGACAAUCCUACAUGAACUUAUGUGGUGAACAAUCUUAUAGUCCUUGUAGAUAAUAGAAUGUAACAAUGUUUAUACAUACAUAUAUACGAGUAUGUGCAUAGUUCAAUAAGCACUUAUAGGGUGGCAGGAGUGAAUUACAUUUUUUACUUCUUUCCACUGCUUCCCAAGACGUUGGAUUUUUUCGGAGAUUUGGGUUCUGGUAUCUGCAAUAAAUCCUUAAAAAACACAAAUGUUGUAUACUUGUUUUCUUUUUGUCUGUAAGUACGGAUGUGUUUUGGAGGAAUUUAGUGGCUUCUUUAAAAGCUAUUUUCUUUCAUGAUCGUAAAGGAAAAGUUUGAAAUAAGAUGGGUUUCGUCUUCCACCGUGCUUGACGUGCAGUAUAGAAGAAACUCUUACAGUCUUUCAAACUAUCUUAUCCCAUAAUUCAUAGAGUCUUCUCAUACCAUAGUAUGCGCCCUUGUAUUAUUGUACGUUAGCCUUAUAAAACUGUAUCAACAGCUGCC